This is a messenger RNA of Pecten maximus, 1445 nucleotides long. RefSeq lists its product as uncharacterized. Bases 594 to 1445 code for a protein of 283 amino acids. The record is from RefSeq and is a predicted model, not a curated record. The transcript has 3 exons. NCBI's taxonomy places the organism in Eukaryota, Metazoa, Mollusca, Bivalvia, Pectinida, Pectinidae.
AACAGCAUCCAAUAAAUAUAAGAAUCAGUAUAAUAUACUCGUUGACUUCGUGUUCAAAUUACGUACAGAGCAAUGCACUUCAGCCUUUUUGGAUGAGUUACUCAACACAAAGAUGGUGUUUUCCUAUUAUCUGUUAAUAAGUAGUCAAGUAAUCACAUUGAAAGGAACACUUAUUUUCUGGUACAUGCACUUCAUCUAAUUAUAAGUAUAUGGUCAGAAUAUGUUUUAUUAUCUACGUUUGAAUGGAAUAAGAAAACACCUUUAAUUCCUUGAUGCAAUUUUCAAGCAUAGGUUGUAGUCAAGUUUAUGGAAUGAUUAGUUCUUAAAUCAUUAUCUGCCUCUGCCUCACAGUCAACCGCGUCAUCAAGAUAGUUAUUUAUAUGCAUUGUUAAUUAAUCAAUCUUUCUUGGAAUCAUUAACAGAAGCUAUGCAAAAGGUUCCUAAAACUAAACCAUGGAAGAAAUGUGGCAACAUUAGCACAUCUGAAACUAAUCAUUCAGAGGGUCAAUGUAAAUGGACAAGUGAAAGCCAGAUUCAAGGCACAUGAAGAUUUUGCAACGGUGGUUGGGCAAGCAUACUUCCUUGCAUUCAUAAUGGAAAAGUUUGCCAUGAACACAUUAGAUGACACACCAAAACAUGACAUGAUUCCGAGCAACAUAUGCCUUCAACACAAGCAUCAUAAAGAAGAGGUUGCAAACCGUGUGAUGGAGGAGAUAGUCAAAGACAUCUUCAUCCCAUUUGAAGACAAGGCACAAACAUGCAGGCUGAAAAUGUCUCUUGGUAACUGGCAAACAGAGGCUGAGACCCCCAUCAAAGACGACAAAGUAAAAGUAAAUGUGGCUGUAGGUAAAACCGCAGUAACACUGGAUAUUCCAACAGCCACUGUAAAGAAAGGUUGUGUGGUAAAACUUCCUGGAGUUGACAAUCCAUUACAUAUAAAGGAAAAGGUAUCACAUACUUCAGCAAGUACCACAGAUGGUCUACAAGAUUAUGUUGUGAACUUUUUACAAUGGUAUUUUGUAAUAAUCCAACUUCAGGAUGCCAUACAUGAGGGUGAUGUUGUCCGCACCAAUGUGAUACUGAAAUAUAUGAUACCAUUCUUUUAUUCUCACUCUAGUCUUUCUAAGUAUUUUUCAGAGUGUAUUGACUUUAUAUUGAAGACAGAGCUUACUCUGCCUCCAAACUAUUCAAUGAGGGUGCGGGCUGCAUCCUUUGUGAAUGUGCAUGGUGGGAGAGGACAAAACAAAGCAGCUGACAUGCACAAGGAAAAUGAGGUUAAACUCCUAAAGGAGUUAAUUAAGGGAUUAGGAGCUAACAAGUCAGAACAUUCUAUUAUUGCAAUAUCAAAAGCAGCUCCGGUAGUGGCUGCUGUUGUCAGCAAUUUUGACAAAAUGCUUGAACUGAAAAAGCUGUUAAUUCUUCCCACAAGAAGAGAUCGUCUGUAG